AUGAACAGAUAUAAGCCAAAGCGUAUGAGACCCAUAAAUGCUUGUGUUUCUUGUAGAACCAGAAAGAUAAAAUGUGACAAGGGCCAGCCGUGCUCCAAGUGUUCCAAGUACGGUGGCGAAUGUGUAUAUCAGCCAUUUGACUUCUUACCAAGAGAAGCUAAUGAGCAGGUUUCUGUUGGCGAAGACUUAAGCUUAUUGGAUAGUCAGGAGGUAGAAAAACAGAUAGCUGAAGCUCAAAUGAAUAUAGCCAAUCUAGAAAAAGAGCUAACUUCCGCAAAAUCUUUGGUUGCUAGGUCUUUGGAGAGGGAAAUAAGCUCAACUGGCUCCACACCGUCAUCUCCUUUCUCAUCUACCUCGUCUUCAAGCACCACAAAUAUAUCUUCAGCUGAUAAAACUCCUACGGCAUACUUGGCUAUUCCUCUUCAGCAGCGUCAGAUUAUAGGGCUCGACGACCCUGUCCCAUUCGAAUUUUCAGAAGCAGAGAGAAAACUAGAAGUCAAUAUCUUUGAUCUUUAUAAUCCUGUUAAAACUGAUGGGGUUAUACGAAAACAAUCACCUCCCCUAUCAUGGAUGUCGUUCAUCAAUUGUGAUCGAUUUCUCAAUGCCAUGCAACAAGCGGUGUAUAAAGACUUAUCAUUGGACUCGAAAUUGAACUUUUUAAACCUGAUAGCUGAUGCUGGAUGUUCCGAGGCUACAGAAAGAUUAUUCACUAUGAAAUAUCAUGAUGAUGAAGACCUCGAUGAUUUCAAACCCAUUGAUGAGGCUGACCUUAACCCCAGUCUACUACCAUUGGGAUUAGAAACGUUGAAUUCUAAUGUGUUCCCAAUGGGGGACUAUGUGCAACCUGAAUUUCAGUUACUGAAACAAAUUUGCCAGUUUCUUCCUGAUCGUAGGAUCAUAGACAUGUUGGUGGACCGAUUUUUCAUUUACUUGUACCCAUUUAUACAUGUUCUUGAUCAACAUGAUUUCUUGAAUCAAGUUGACCGGAUUUUAAAGGAUUUGGACAGGGGCCAGGUGGUGAUUAAAGAUAAAUUUGAUCUCACCCAAAUAGGAAUUCUAUUGAUAAUGUUGAGGCUAAGCUACGUGUCUUUGUAUACAUGUAACAAGAGUUUGAAUGAAUCAAAUUUGAUGCAGAAUCUUAAAUUUGAAGAAGAAGAUGAAGACAAUGUUCGGUUUUUGCUCAAACAUCCAAUUGAUUUGAAAGCAGUUGAUUUAUCUCAACAAUGUUUGAAUAAGGUGGGGUUAUUUUCCACACUUACGCUAAGCAAUCUUCAAUUAGCCUUAAUGAUACGAUCCUACCAAAAAUAUGGGCCCGAGUAUAUUUUAGGUUCAGGAGAGAAUGAACCUUACUCGUUUGACGUUAUCAUUUCCAUAUUGGCACAAAAACUCGAGGUGUUCCAUGAACUUGGCCCAAAGCUUUCAGAAAGGGAGAGGAACUUGAGACGGAAAAUCGGAGCAUAUCUUAUAUCUCUAUCUCUCUUAAAUUUUGGAGCUUUAAAUUGUGUCAAAAACUUUAAAAUGGCUAUUUGCAAUAUCCAAAUUCCUGAGUAUACUAAAGAAAACUCCAACAAUUUCAACGAAAAUACAGAGAGAAUAACACUUCAAAUAUUGUCAAGUAUUUUAUCCCCCGGGCAAUUGUAUUCUGACACACAACUGUUAUUUGAAAACUACUCUUCUCCUAAUUUUGAGAAGGCUAGUCAGGGCCUCAUCGAUUCGUAUGAGAAAACAUUUACGCCACUCCUCAUCAGAAGGGCUCAUGACAAAUACACUAUUUGUAUUAUCAAUACGUUAACUAUAAGGUCUAGGCUUAUGCGAUGUUUCGUGAAACUUUCAAUCAAAUUUCACUUGUAUAACAGCUUAGAAGAUCGGACUUUAACCCAUAAGCUUCUUGACGAUAUGCUUCAAAUAAUUUUCAAAGAAAUGCUUGUGCUAUGCAAAGCAAUUUUUUCCAAAGAAGGAUGCUUUGCAAACACCAUAGACCUAAUAUUCAUUCCUUCAUUGAUACAUUUAAUCCACCGUGUGCUUUUAAUCAUCACUGGUAUGAUGAUCAGACUAAAUUUGAUUUUGAACAAGUUCAAGCGACAACUGAUUAAUAACCAUUACACCCACAAUUGUGAACAUUUGCUAGGAUUAUUCAACAAAACCAAUGCCGUGUUUUUCAAAUUUCUUCUUAACUUAAGUAACCGGUACUAUUAUGGGUGGAGAGUGUUCAAGACACAGAACUACUUUAUUCGCUGCAUAAACUUGCUCGAACUUCGAUCAAUUUUCAAAGAUGUGGACAUUUCAGAGAAUUUCAAGUUUACCAACAACUGGGUAUUGCAAAUCAGUGAAUUAAUCACCCAUCAGUUGAACGAUGAUCAAUCACCCUCUAUUAGCUCAUAG
Yamadazyma tenuis ATCC 10573 is the source of this 2382-nucleotide messenger RNA. RefSeq lists its product as uncharacterized. The record is from RefSeq and is a predicted model, not a curated record. Gene Ontology annotation, biological process: regulation of DNA-templated transcription. Gene Ontology annotation, molecular function: zinc ion binding; DNA-binding transcription factor activity, RNA polymerase II-specific. NCBI's taxonomy places the organism in Eukaryota, Fungi, Ascomycota, Pichiomycetes, Serinales, Debaryomycetaceae.